Molecule: messenger RNA, 6940 nt
Organism: Passer montanus (Eurasian tree sparrow)
Lineage: Eukaryota; Metazoa; Chordata; Aves; Passeriformes; Passeridae
Gene: CNTNAP5
Product: contactin associated protein family member 5
Exons: 23
Coding region: 1-3765 (1254 amino acids)
Source: RefSeq, a predicted model, not a curated record
AUGGUGAAGACUUCUGUUGUGAUUGAAGAGGGAGCUGGUGGCUGGUCCCCGCUGGAGUCCAACGAGCAGCAGUGGCUGCAGGUUGAUCUGGGAGACAGAGUGGAGGUGGUGGCGGUGGCCACCCAGGGCAGGUACGGGAGCUCAGCCUGGGUGACCGAAUACGCGCUGAUGUUCAGCGACACCGGCCGCAACUGGAGGCAGUACAGACAGGACGACGCCGUCUGGGUUUUCACAGGCAACAGCAAUGCUGACAGUGUGGUUCACCACAAACUGCUGCACUCUGUGAAAGCUCGAUUCCUGCGCUUCAUCCCCCUGAAGUGGAAUGUUGGUGGGGGCAUAGGACUGAGAAUUGAGGUCUUCGGCUGCACUUACAAGUCAGAUAUUGCAGACUUUGAUGGCAGAAGUUCACUUCUCUACAGGUUCAAUCAGAAGCUUAUGAGCACAUUCAAAGAUGUAGUUUCCCUGAAGUUCAAGAGCAUGCAGGGGGAUGGAGUCUUAUUCCAUGGAGAAGGACAGCGUGGAGACUACAUAACCUUGGAACUGCAGAAGGGAAAGCUCUCCUUGCACCUCAACCUGGGGGACUCCAACCUGCACUUCAGUAACAGCCACACGUCUGUCACCUUGGGCAGCCUCCUGGAUGACCAGCACUGGCACUCAGUUCUCAUAGAACGCUUCAACAAGCAAGUGAACUUCACAGUGGACAAGCACACCCAGCACUUCCGAACAAAAGGGGAUUCAGAUCACUUGGAUAUUGAUUAUGAGCUCAGUUUUGGAGGGAUUCCUGUCCCGGGGAAGCCAGGAACCUUUCAGAGGAAAAAUUUCCAUGGGUGCAUUGAGAACCUUUAUUACAACGGAGUCAAUAUAAUUGACCUGGCCAAAAGACGCAAACCUCAGAUCUAUACUGUGGGGAAUGUGACCUUUUCUUGCUCAGAACCACAAAUUGUUCCUAUCACCUUUGUGAGCUCCAGUCGAAGUUACUUGCUGCUGCCUGGCACUGCUCAAAUUGACGGUUUGUCAGUCAGCUUCCAGUUCCGAACAUGGAAUAAAGAUGGUUUACUUCUGUUCACUGAGCUCUCUGAAAACUCAGGACAUCUCUUGGUUUACCUCCAUGGUGGGAGAUUGAUGCUACUUAUUCAAAAGGAGACUGAGAACCCAGUGGAAAUCUCUGAAGGCACCAAUCUCCACGAUGGGCUCUGGCAUUCUGUUAACAUCAAUGCCAGAAGGCAUCGCAUUACCCUGACGCUGGAUAGCGACGCUGCCACCGCCAGCCACGCAACCACUGUCUCACGGAUCUACUCUGGGAACAGCUACUAUUUUGGAGGGUGCCCUGACAAUUUCACCGAUUCCCAGUGUUUAAAUCCCAUUACUGCUUUUCAAGGCUGUAUGAGGCUCAUCUUUAUUGAUAACCAGCCCAAGGACCUUAUUUUAGUUCAGCAAGGCUCCCUGGGGAAUUUUAGUGAUUUACACAUUGAUCUGUGUGGCAUCAAAGACAGAUGUUUACCCAACUACUGUGAACAUGGAGGAAAAUGCUCCCAGUCCUGGAACACCUUUUACUGUGACUGUAACAAUACAGGCUACAUGGGAGCCACCUGUCACAACUCUGUCUAUGAACAAUCCUGCGAGGCUUACCGACACCAAGGGAAGACAUCAGGUUUCUUCUACAUCGAUUCUGAUGGAAGUGGACCACUGGGACCACUCCGUGUUUUCUGCAAUAUAACAGAAGAUAAGAUCUGGACUGAAGUGCAGCACAACAGCACAGGGCUGACCAGAGUGCAAGGAGCUGGUCCAGAGAAGCCCUACACCAUGUCCUUCAACUACAGCAGCAGUGCAGAGCAGCUGGAGGCUGUGAUCAGCAGUGCUGAGUACUGCGAGCAGGAGGCAGCCUACCACUGCAAGAAGUCACGGCUCCUCAACACCCCCAAUGGAAUGCCAUUUGCUUGGUGGGUUGGCCGUGCCAAUGAAAAGCACCUUUACUGGGGAGGAUCUCUUCCGGGCAUUCAGCAGUGUGCCUGUGGAUUGGAAGAAAGUUGUCUGGAUAUGAGAUAUUUUUGCAACUGUGACGCAGAUAGAGAAGAAUGGACAAAUGAUACUGGCCUCCUUGCUUUCAAAGACCAUUUGCCUGUAACUCAGAUUGUGAUCACUGACACAAACAGAUCAAAUUCUGAGGCUGCUUGGAAAAUCGGUCCUUUGCGUUGCUAUGGAGACAGGCAGUUCUGGAAUGCUGCUUCCUUCAACACCGAGGCCUCCUACCUGCACUUCCCCACGCUGCACGCCGAGGUCAGCGUGGACAUCUCCUUCUUCUUCAAAACCACCGCCGUGUCUGGGGUAUUCUUGGAAAACCUUGGGAUUAAAGACUUCAUACGAAUUGAAAUAAGCUCCCCCAAGGAGAUCACCUUCUCCAUAGAUGUCGGGAAUGGCCCCACAGAAGCCACUGUGCAGUCUCCCACAGCGCUGAAUGACAACCAGUGGCACCACGUCCGGGCAGAGAGGAACCUGAAGCAAACCUCUCUGCAGGUGGACAACCUCCCCAAGAAGGUCCUGGAGGCCCCUGCUGAGGGACACUUCCGCCUGCAGCUCAACAGCCAGUUAUUUGUAGGGGGAACAGCUUCCAGACAGAAGGGCUUUUUGGGAUGUAUUCGAUCUCUGCAUUUAAAUGGACAGAAACUUGACCUCGAGGAGAGGGCUAAAAUGACACCUGGUGUAAAACCUGGAUGCCCAGGACAUUGCAGCAGUUAUGGGAACCUGUGCCAUAAUGGAGGAAAAUGUGUGGAAAAGUAUAAUGGUUACUUCUGUGACUGUACCAACUCAGCCUAUGAAGGACCUUUCUGCAAGCAGGAGGUGUCUGCAUUAUUUGAAGCCGGCACUUCUGUUACCUAUACUUUCCAAGAACCUUAUCCUGUCACAAAGAAUGCAAGCACCUCAAGCUCUGCCAUUUAUGUGGAUGCUGUCGUGUCCAAGGAGAAUAUUGCAUUCAGCUUUCUCACGGCACACUCUCCAAGCCUUCUGCUGUACAUCAACACCUACUUUCAUGAGUAUUUGGCUGUGAUUCUCUCCAAGAAUGGAAGCUUACAGGUCCGAUACAACCUGAGUAAGGAUGGGCUCCUCAUUUUCACCAUUGCAUCUGGAAAUUUUGCCAACCGAGAGCUGCACCGUGUGAAGAUUAACAGGGAGGGCAGAGAGCUCAUCAUUCAGGUUGAUCAAGUUCUCAAACUCAAACACAACUUUUCUGAGAUUGAUUUUAAGGCCAUUAAGUCACUCACCUUGGGCAAGGUCACAGACAGUUUGUCCCUGGACCCUGAAGUCUCCAAGGCAAAUGCCUAUGGUUUCACUGGCUGCCUGUCCUCUGUCCAGUACAACCACAUCUCUCCCCUGAAGGCUGCCUUACGCCAUCCCAGCAUUGCUCCCGUGACUGUCCAGGGCUCCUUGACAGAAUCCAACUGUGCAUCCAUGAUGGAAGCUGACGUGAACACAGCAACCACAAUAUAUUCCUCAUCAGAUCCUUUUGGGAAGACAGAUGAAAGAGAACCUCUCACCAAUGCAGUCAGAAGUGAUUCAGCUGUGAUUGGAGGCGUAAUAGCAGUUGUGAUAUUCAUCAUCUUUUGUAUCAUUGCCAUCAUGAGCAGAUUCCUCUAUCAACACAAACAAGCACAUCGAAAUAGCCAGAAAAAGGAGAAGGAAUACCCAGAAAACCUUGAGAGCUCCUUUAAAGCUGACAUUGACUUGCAAAACACAGUGAGCGAGUGCAAACGGGAAUAUUUUAUCUGAUGGACAAUGCAAUUUCUUCUUACUCUUCCUCCCCUAAUCUCCCUUUCUUUAUUCCUUUCUCCCUUCCUUUUUUCUUUUUGAAUUUUUUUUUUUUUUGUUUUUAACGCUCAUUUUUUGCUAGCUUCUUUUUCAUUUGGAAAAGACCGCCCUGCACAGGAAACACUGAGAACAGUCACAGUGCCUCAUUCUCUGCACAAGAACCUGGCAAUCACAGUUUACUUCUGCAGCUCAAGAGACCUGUUAUCCCAUCCUACACAAAAUAAGAUCCACAUGCACACCUGGUUUCUGCUGUCAGUUCUUGGAUGUUUCAAAGUCUUUACAUUUAUUUGUUGUUAUUUUUUCUCUGGAGCCAUUUAAGUCAUUGCUUUUACACUAGAGCUGGACUAUGUGGAGCACAGGUAAAGUAGUUGAACACAUAGCUCUGCAGAUACUGGGACAGGAUAGAGGGAAAGAAUGAGAUCAAAACAGCUGAUUUAUUUCACGGGCUCAUUUACAACAAUCAUAAAGAACCAGCCAAAUUCUCAAAUGUUACUAAUUGAUAUAUUGUCUAUUGAUUUAAAUGGUGUUAAAUUAAUUUGUACCAGUUGAAAAGCUGGUAUGACAUAAAGGAAAAUACAACCGUCCUCAUUAAGCUCCUUCCCCCAACCUCCUGUCCUUUUACUGUAACUUUUAGGCUUCUCAGUACUUUUCCAACAAUAUAUGUAUCAACAAUAAAUAUCAUUCCCAUGCACCUCUUUCACCUCCAUCUCAUAAGGCUGGCUACGUAGACCCAGCAUACACUAGUAUAACCCUAGCUGAAGCAUGGAAAAUAGUAGCUUGAAUUUCCAAGGGGUUUAGGAAGCUACUAGGACUUAGGUGCUCUAUAUUUGUCUGAAAUUUUAGAAAUGCAGCAUAUGCCUGUUCAUGCCACAUGGAGGAUUAUCACACACUGAGGUUAAACGCUGUUGCCCCUGUGGAAAAGAAAAAGAACAUAGAUGAGAAAAAAAACCAAAAUAGUUUAAUCUUAAACAUGACUCACACCUUCUGUCAGCUCUUCUAAAAAAAGAAAAAAUAAGUCCUACUACUCAAAGAAACCUCCCAAAACUGUGUGAAAGAUUGAUUGAUAUUUCCUGUUUGUAGAAAUUGGAAUAACUUCUCCAAAACUAAAUAGAGAGAGGUCUGAGGUCAUGUUUAAAAAGAUGAAUAUUUGAUAAACCUUCUUUACAAGGAAGAACCUUAGGGAAAUAAAGAGAUCCCAAAUACUCCAAAUUAAUCUUCACUUUUUUUCAAAGUGUUUUGUCCUUUCCUGAUUGGGAACUCUACUGAAGAAUCAAGUUUUGCCCAUUUUACUUGUGCUGCAUGGUUACAGUGUGAGGAUGAAAAUCCUCCUUUUCAAUCACAAACAUCCUAAGGGUAAGAAAUGAAGGAGUCCCAGCCAGUGAGGUUUUGAACACUCUGUUGUGUCCAUGUGACAUCUGCCUUUGCAGGGCUUAUAAAGAGGAUGUAGAAUUUGCUGGUGGUAGAAUGAAGCCUAAAGUUAAGGGGAAAAAAAAUCUUAUUCAUUGCAAUACUCCUGAUUUAAUUUGAGACAACUGAUUGUGCAGGUAAAUCUCCUUCUUUGCCCUACACCCUGUGCAGUCAUCCUGGGGUUUCCACAUAGUGGUCCUUUUUACAAAGAUUAAAAAUUAAGGAAUCCCAGUAUGAGGUAGUAGCCCACAGUAGAGAUGAGCUUACACUUGCAACAACUGCUGUUUUUCUAGGCAGUCCAUUGGAAAGGUAUGCAGGUGUUUAUUUCGGUUUUUGUUUGAGUUCUUUUUUUAUGAGAGGAGAGAGCAGAAAAGGAAGAAUAAAUAAAUAAAUGUUUGGAUGUGGUGAUUCUUUACCACUUCUUUUGGAGCACUCAGGGAAGAGAAAGCAGUCUUGGAGUGACAUCAUUCUUAUGUGAAGAGGAAUAUGAGGCCAGCCCUAUAACCAGAACUCUUCCCUGAGCAAUUUUAUAAAGCUGUCUAUUUUGAAACUAGUUUGGUGCCAUUCUCCCUCAGCCAUGGUCAGCUGCAGCCAUUUUGCCACACACUGGCUCUUUGGGUGACACAAUUAUUUGACAGUGUGUCUGUGUGAUGAGUAUUGGAAUGAUGGAUUGAGUAGCUGGGUUCUCUUUAUGUUGCUUUGUCUUUGGCAGUAAAAUCCUGUCAAAGCAAUUCCCUUUUCUCUUUCCUUCUUGCAGAUCAAGCUGCUUUGUUUGGCAUGGCAAAAGGGAGGAAAAGGAGAGGUCAUGGGUGCCUCUGCCUGUGUUUGAGUCUUCUUUUCUGAAAUGGCCUCUGUAUGAGACAUCGCUGAUGUGCUAAUGUGCUUAAUUGGCUACAUGAAGAAUGGAAUAGGAAGGCAAAACACUGAAAAUUUAGCUAGGUUGGGGUGCAUCUGUAAAAAGAAAGGACUUCAUAUGAAUAUAUACAUAAGUAUACAGAGAUGUGCAUCUAUACCUGAUGGAUGUACUGAAAUGGGAAGAUUUUUAUGUUACAGGGCUGAACAAAUAAACAAGUUUGUAUGGACUUCUAAAUCAGGAUGUCAAAAUUAUUCUUAUUAAAGAUAGCUAAAAUAUACUAAAUGAAGUACUCUAAAUAUAAACUCCUUGUUGUUUUUUGUUUUGUUCUAAUGCUUUCUUUAGUGAGUGCAUAAUUGGAUUUCCUUCAAUACAGUUAAAAGCAAUUAAUAUUUUUUUAUAAAAGAAAUACAGUUUUGAAAAAAUCUACUAGAGCUAAAAUUCAUUUUCCUUAGUUCAAAUUAGAACUUUUUUCCCAUCUAUUUCAAGCCAUUUCUGCUGGUUUUGUUAAUGUUUCUUUUUAAAUGGGCUGUUUUCACUUUUCCUUUUAGCUGUCAUCCUAGAUAAUAUUUUUAAGUAAAGCCAGGGGAUAAUACUUUUUAUGCAUAAAUUUUCAGAUUUCAUUUCAGUGAAAAACCUGCGACAGUCAAAGAGUUGUUUGCAGGCAGUUUGCAUUUUCUUCCUUUCCCUAGACAAGUUUCAUAAUGAAAGUAAGGGACUGGUAGAAGGUUACUGUCUCUUCUUUUUUCCUCUUGGUGAUAUGAUAUGUAACCUACGAAAUGAAAAUUAUUAUUGUUAGGCAAGCUAUGAAAUUAUGAAGUAUCUUAGGUAUGGAUUUCAGCACUGCAAAUUCCUGUUUUCCAGAAAAGACUUGAC